Molecule: messenger RNA, 4074 nt
Organism: Rhineura floridana
Lineage: Eukaryota; Metazoa; Chordata; Lepidosauria; Squamata; Rhineuridae
Gene: YES1
Product: YES proto-oncogene 1, Src family tyrosine kinase
Exons: 12
Coding region: 657-2282 (541 amino acids)
Biological process (GO): innate immune response; cell surface receptor protein tyrosine kinase signaling pathway; cell differentiation
Cellular component (GO): extrinsic component of cytoplasmic side of plasma membrane
Molecular function (GO): non-membrane spanning protein tyrosine kinase activity; ATP binding; signaling receptor binding
Source: RefSeq, a predicted model, not a curated record
AGUCGAGGAAUCGCCCCCGCAAGGGGAGGUCAGGGCCUCACAGCGCCAUGCGAAGGGCUGAGGGGGAGAGUGAGGGGGCGCCGUCGGUUGCUUCCGGGCUGCUGUAGAGGCAGCAAAGGUAGUAGCUAUCUCCGCUACCGCCGCGUUGUGAGAGCCCGACUUCGCCUCAGCAACAGCUGGUGCCUGCAGCCCCCUCCUCCUUCCUGGGUCUCCAGCGGCCGCCAUGUUAGGUCGGGAUGGUGAACUCCGGCUUUACUGAGGGGGGCCCGCCGCCUCCACCCUCCUCCGCCUCCCUGGUGCGUGUGGAAGAGCGAGCACCCCUGCUUCCCGGCUCCUCCCCCUCCCCUCGGCCUGGGUUUUGACAGAGCCUCUCGAAGCAGCCACUGAACUCUUCGACCGGGAGUCCCGGGGCUUAUGGGGCAGCCGCGACAGGGCUGAAGGCACUGGACAGUACCUGCGUGGGGGGAGUCGCGACGUGUGCCCCCCCUUUCUCUCUGUUUCCCCACUUGCCGCCGGGCCGGUUCCUCCCGCCCUGAGGCGGAAGCAAGAGCGCCCCCACGCCCGCUGCCCGAGAGGAGGAGGAGGAAUAGGCGCCGCAGAGGGCACGGGGGCUCGGCCCUUUCCCCUGGAGCAGCCCUCGAAAAGCAGAAAAGACCAUGGGGUGCAUUAAAAGUAAGGAAGAUAAAGGUCUUACCAUGAAAUAUAGGACUGAGAAUACUCCAGAACCCAUUACUUCCCAUGCCAGCCAUUACGGAACAGAUUCAACCCAAGCAAAUCAGUCACCUGCAAUAAAGGGAUCAUCCGUUAAUUUCAAUAGCCAUUCCGUGACUCCUUUUGGUGGGCCAUCUGGUAUGACACCGUUUGGAGGAGCAUCUUCCUCAUUUUCAUCUGUGCCAUGUCCAUAUCCUAGCGGUUUAACAGGUGGUGUUACUAUUUUUGUGGCCUUAUAUGACUAUGAAGCCAGAACUACAGAUGACCUUUCAUUCAAGAAGGGUGAACGGUUCCAGAUAAUCAAUAACACGGAAGGAGACUGGUGGGAAGCAAGAUCAAUUGCAACAGGAAAGAGUGGCUACAUUCCUAGCAAUUACGUAGCUCCUGCAGACUCCAUUCAAGCAGAAGAAUGGUAUUUUGGUAAGAUGGGCAGGAAAGAUGCAGAGAGAUUACUUUUAAAUCCUGGGAACCAACGUGGUAUUUUCUUAGUCCGAGAGAGUGAAACUACAAAAGGUGCUUAUUCCCUCUCUAUACGUGACUGGGAUGAAGUUAGAGGUGACAAUGUGAAACACUACAAAAUUAGAAAACUUGACAAUGGUGGAUAUUAUAUAACAACCAGAGCACAAUUUGAAUCUUUACAAAAGCUAGUCAAGCAUUAUACAGAUCAUGCUGAUGGCCUGUGUCAUAAAUUGACAACUGUGUGUCCAACUGUGAAACCUCAGACACAGGGUUUAGCAAAAGAUGCCUGGGAAAUUCCUAGAGAAUCUUUGCGGUUAGAAGUUAAGCUGGGUCAAGGAUGCUUUGGAGAAGUAUGGAUGGGGACAUGGAAUGGAACUACAAAAGUAGCAAUCAAAACACUAAAACCUGGUACAAUGAUGCCAGAAGCUUUCCUACAAGAAGCUCAAAUAAUGAAGAAAUUAAGGCAUGAUAAACUAGUUCCACUUUAUGCGGUUGUUUCUGAGGAGCCAAUCUACAUAGUCACUGAAUUCAUGACAAAAGGUAGCUUACUAGACUUCCUUAAGGAAGGAGAAGGGAAAUAUUUAAAGCUUCCACAGUUGGUGGAUAUGGCCGCUCAGAUUGCAGAUGGCAUGGCCUAUAUUGAAAGAAUGAACUACAUUCAUAGAGACCUUCGGGCAGCUAACAUCCUUGUGGGAGACAACCUGGUGUGCAAAAUUGCAGACUUUGGCUUAGCAAGGUUAAUAGAGGACAAUGAGUACACUGCCAGACAAGGGGCCAAAUUCCCAAUUAAAUGGACAGCACCUGAGGCUGCAUUAUAUGGUCGGUUUACAAUUAAAUCUGAUGUCUGGUCAUUUGGAAUUUUGUUGACAGAGCUUGUAACAAAAGGUCGUGUGCCAUAUCCAGGAAUGGUGAACCGGGAAGUUCUGGAGCAAGUGGAACGUGGCUAUAGAAUGCCUUGCCCUCAAGGAUGCCCAGAAUCUCUCCAUGAAUUAAUGAAACUUUGUUGGAAAAAAGAUCCCGAUGAAAGACCGACAUUUGAAUAUAUUCAGUCUUUCUUAGAAGACUAUUUUACUGCAACAGAACCACAGUACCAGCCUGGAGACAAUUUAUAAGUCCUCAGCCUACAUUCAGUGCACAUAUCUACCAAAUAUAAAAUAUUUUCAAAACAAACUUGCCGAUUGGAAGGACUCAAAAGAAAGCAAAUUGCUAUUUGCAUGCACUUGAUGGCUAGCAAACUGGAAUUCCAUAAUAUGGUUGCACAAAACUGCUUUUUAAAGUGUUGCACCCAAAUGUAUCAAUGAUGUGAUAUUUUUCUUCCUUAUUCUGUUGGGGUCCAAAAGAAGCAUACAGAAAAAUUGGUUGGUAAAAUGAACAUUACCAUUACAGUUUAUAGGUGGCACGGCUAAUCUGUUCUAUUAUGUUACUGCUAGGGCAACAUUGGCAAUUGCAUAAACCUCUGAAUAGAAAUGUUCCAAGAGUAGGAAAGGAAGUGUAUGGGACCAAACAAUUCAAUUCCAAUUUUAUAAAAUGUCCUGUGUCCAGAGUAAAUAGUUUUCAAAGAGAGAGAGAGAGAUCACUGCAGUCCUGAUCCUGAGGCUUAUUUUACAUUGAUUUAAUUAGGAUAGGAAAGUUUUCUUUUAAAAAGCAGUUAAUUUAUGAUAAACUUGAUUAAAUGAUAGACCUCAGUAGCGGAACUGAAGAGCAUAAUGCACUGUAUAGAUACUUUUAUGUUAAUGUAACUGGAAAGUAGCAUAUGGGAGUUGAUUUUCCCCCUGCAUAGUUUAAUUAAGAAUGAUGAAGGUAACUACAAAAUGUUUUAUAUGGUUUUGUUAAUGGAGUAUAUUCAAACUUGAACUCACAAAAUGCAAUCAAAGGGAAAGAGAAAGUCUCCUUAUUCUUUCAAGAUGUAGCUGUUCAGAGAGAAAUGCCCAGUGAAACAUGCCCCAGUUUUGCGGACUUCUUUCAGAAGAUAUAGAAUUAGAAAAGGGAGAGAUGUGGUCAAUACUUCCAAAGCAAAAUGUCACUAGUUCAGGGAGUCACACAAUUGCACUUCUGCUUUUCUUAAAAAGAUGCUCCUAUGUAUCUACAACAAAGUAUUUAUAAAAAAAAAAAUUUAAGUUGAGUGACCCACUAUAUUUAGUAUUAGGUUAAUGAUGGCAAAUUAUUGAUGGGCAGGCAGCCCAACUGUUACAUACUAUAUUCAGACUCCAAACCAAUAGAGCAUGCAUUGAGAGCAGGAAUUGCACAUGCACAGGAUGUUUUGAGAAGCCAAAAUCCCACCAAUAUGCUAUUGGGUAUGGAAGGGGAGCGGUUGGUAGGAUUUAGACCUUUUAUUUAAAAAGGGUUUGUACAUUCACUAACUGUUGAAUCAGAUUCAGCUAGUGGUAAGAGUGGGGAAGCCUUCUUCCACCUGCAUAUUGUCCCUAGGUAUAUUGGGGAGUAAUACUAUUUACCAUAACCUCUGACAUAUCAAGCAAUAAAAUCCUAUUGGCACUGUUGGAAUUUGCCAAUUUUAUUUUAAAAAAUUGCACUGCAAAUCUUUUCUGUGAAAAUUAUUAUCAUAAUCAUCGUCAUAUUAUCAGACAAAUCAUAUGGAUUUAGUUCUGAUACAACAAAUGUAACAAUUCAGGAGUUUUGAAUUUUGCUCCCAAACUUUUCUUUGUAAAAUUGUGCAAUUAUGUUGCAUUUUCUCAUAUCAUUUAUACAUCCCUAAAUUUUCUAAGAGCUUUAAGUAGCAAAUAAAUUAUGGAAUUGUAAUUUUUCCUCUGUGUUAAAAUGGAUAAUACAAUUGUGUUUAUGCAAAACAACAGUAAAUUAUUUUGAUAUUGAUUGGAUUUUAAUGAACAAAGGGAUCAGUUCAUUGUAACAACAGUUGUAUGGUAAGGAAAUAAAAAACUAACUCAA